CUCGCUGAUUCACACACUGCUUCGGGAACCUUCUUUCUCGCUCCCAUUUCCUAUCUUUCGGAAAAAACAGGGGUCGCCUGAGAAAAAGUGGAGUUUUCUACUGAGAUGUGAUGGGUUCUCUGUCUAUGAUGGAGCGAGAGCUGAAUUCGACUCCAGUUUGAUGAACACCUAAGGAAAUGGUGAAGGCUGUUGCUGUCCUGGGUAGCAGUGAGGGUGUUAAGGGCACAAUUUACUUCGUCCAGGAAGGAGAUGGUCCAACCACCGUCACCGGAUCCAUCACUGGCCUCAAGCCUGGGCUUCAUGGCUUCCAUGUGCAUGCUCUUGGAGACACCACCAAUGGAUGCAUGUCAACUGGGCCUCAUUUUAAUCCUGCUGGAAAGGAACAUGGUGCUCCUGAAGAUGAAAACCGACAUGCUGGUGAUCUAGGCAAUGCCACUGCUGGCGAGGAUGGUAUUGUUACCGUCUCAGUUGUUGAUAGCCAGAUUCCCCUCUCAGGACCGAAUUCCAUUAUUGGGAGAGCUGUUGUUGUCCAUGCUGAUCCUGAUGAUCUGGGCAAGGGUGGGCAUGAGCUGAGCAAGACCACUGGAAAUGCUGGUGGAAGAGUUGCCUGCGGUAUCAUUGGGCUUCAAGGUUGAGUUUCAUAUUCCCAAAAUCUGUCGGCAAUGAAUAUCCCUUAUUGCGCUGCAGCUAUCAUUUCCUUUUACAGCUACUCUGUCAGUCUUCCUUAGAACUUGGCUUUCCUGGUGUCAGAAUAGUGUUAAAUAAACAGGGUAAACAUUUGCCUUGCGGAAUGCGAACUUAAUGAUGUAGAACUCUUUAUUCAGUACUCUCCUUUUGGAUUAUUAUGCAGUUUAAAAUUGGUGUUGCGUUC
Molecule: messenger RNA, 871 nt
Organism: Zingiber officinale
Lineage: Eukaryota; Viridiplantae; Streptophyta; Magnoliopsida; Zingiberales; Zingiberaceae
Product: superoxide dismutase [Cu-Zn]
Exons: 9
Coding region: 177-635 (152 amino acids)
Biological process (GO): removal of superoxide radicals
Molecular function (GO): superoxide dismutase activity; copper ion binding
Source: RefSeq, a predicted model, not a curated record